AUGCUGAGAAUCGCAAAGAAACUCGUGGGAACGGCGUCGUUUAAAACGCCGAUUCCAGCCGUUAGGGUUCUUCCACGAUUCUACCACGAGAGGGUGGUGGAUCAUUACGAUAACCCCCGGAAUGUUGGAUCCUUCGAUAAGAACGACCCCACAGUAGGUACUGGUCUUGUCGGAGCACCCGCGUGUGGUGAUGUCAUGAAACUCCAGAUUAAGGUUGACGAGGUCACCGGGAAAAUCGUCGAUGCUCGUUUUAAAACCUUUGGAUGUGGAUCCGCCAUUGCUUCCUCAUCCGUCGCUACUGAAUGGGUUAAGGGAAAGCAAAUGGAAGAGGUUUUAACCAUUAAGAACACUGAGAUUGCAAAGCAUCUUUCACUCCCACCAGUUAAGCUUCACUGCAGCAUGCUUGCUGAGGACGCAAUAAAAGCAGCUGUUAAAGAUUAUGAAGCUAAAAAGGCCUCUGCGGCUGCUACUGCAUGA
Messenger RNA from Lathyrus sativus (Indian pea), 477 nucleotides. The record is from the annotation of a GenBank genome assembly. NCBI's taxonomy places the organism in Eukaryota, Viridiplantae, Streptophyta, Magnoliopsida, Fabales, Fabaceae.